This is a messenger RNA of Ectocarpus sp. CCAP 1310/34, 3006 nucleotides long. Lineage: Eukaryota; Phaeophyceae; Ectocarpales; Ectocarpaceae. The record is from the annotation of a GenBank genome assembly.
AUGACUGAUCUGUUCGAGAUACUACGUUUUGUGGACGGCAAACAGGGCGAUGGCGCCGGGGAAGGGAGGGCGUUUGACACCGCCGACGUGCCGUCCAGUGGCGAACACUUCAUUUCCCGGAUGCGCGAGUAUCUUCCGCUGUUCGAGGUGUGGGUUCGUGAUGUCCGUUGCAAACCCCCAAACAGAAAAAACCCGGGGGCUCGCACUACUGCAAAGGUGUACGACAUCCCCAUUACACAAGUGCUCGCGUUUCUGUUGACGUCGAAAGAGUCUAUGGAAGAGGUGGUCCAGAACCCCGGGGGCGCUGUGCAUCUGUUUCCGGUGCCCACACGCCCUGUCGGGAACGCGCGGCGCAACAACAUGCACGGCACCAUCGUACAAGCCAUGUCGCAGUUUAACACGGAUGGAUUCCUCACUUCGGGUCAAACAAGAUUGUACGUCGGAGAAGUUGCAAUGUGCGACCUCCGACAGCCAGGGGCGGCUCAACCACGUCAGGUGCCCUGCCGCGUGGUCAGGUCUUUCUUCGACGAGCAAACAAGGAGACUGGUAGUCGUGGUGCGGUGCUUCCGCGAUGCGCACGAAGUAUUGGGGUACCCCUACACGAGUCCUGACUUCACUAGGGAUGGGUUGGUGCGUUUGUUGGAGGAGGUUGGCACGGCGUCGGAAGUGGUUCUGCGGGAUGAAGCAAGGCGCCAGGGUUGGUCAUUUUCCGGCGAGGGAUUCGUCGAGAAGCGACGGGGUGGUCGAUGGUUGCAGCUGGAGGAUCCGCUCAAGAAGGGAUGGAGGCGAGCCGGGGGGGUAGAGGAGGACUACCCGAACAUGCGAGACCCGGACGUACUUCAUAACACUCACAACCUGCCGUACAUUGGCCUGCCAGUCGGACUUUUCGCCGACGACUUCAACGUGUUCGACAUGAGCAAUCCUACCUCCAAGACAGAAGUGCCUUGCGGCAACUGCGCCGUUCGUCAAAGCAAUGUCGAGGGGGAGACAGGAGGGGACCUUGGCGAUAGGAAUUUCGACAUCGUCAAAUAUCGACGGAAGCGUGGGGAGGUCGAACUCGGUCGGUCAGAGCUGGAGAAGCUUGGAUUCGGGACACCUCAGGCUGUGGCGUUGUCAAAGAAACUCGGCAUUGUCGAGCCUCACCCGUCAAUGCGUGUCCAGCCACGCCUCCUGUGGGAUCUGACGUCACACCACUCACCUAUGGUCUCCGAAGGCCCCGAGCUUCUCCACCUCGACUUCCUGAACCAUCUAGGAGGAGUGCAAACAUUCUUCCUCGGCUUACUUUCGCCGGCCGGAAGAGCUCAUGUGACGGGAGUAGUCAGGCAGCGAGGUGGCUUGUAUGGCCCGGGGGCAUUGCCAUUGAAGGACCCUAUCAAGGACUACACAGGCUACACAGGCAGUCACAAGGGGCUUUUCGGGAGCGUCCAGCUCAUCGUGUUCCGUGGCCUUCUCGCAUCCGUUGGCGCGAUGAGGCACUACCUCAGCUCAAAUGCACUUCGUGCCCAAAACAUCGAGGUGUGGGGCCGACUUAACGACGAGGGCGUGUUGGAUCGGCUGCGCCAGUACCUCCAGGCCUCGUCUGCCCUUACCUUCGCUGCCCGCGGGCAGGUGUUCUCCGACUCAGACCUGGUAGAACUUCACGUGCGAGCAGGAGAUAUGGUCGAGAAUUCAAAGCUCACGCUUGGUCGGGAGGGCGUGAAGACAACCAUGCACCAGUGGCUCCACGUCGCUGAGUCCAUCCGAGCCCAUGGGCGCCCUCAGGAUGCAAACGUGGGGGAGGCAGGACACCAAACUCACAAGAGGAGCAGAAAGUCGAGCAGCAACAGGGAUCCCGCCGCACACCACGCAAGGAGAACGAACACGUUCCUGGCGCUUCACAGGCUGACCUCACCUGAGCCCUACACAGCGAAUCGAUAUUCGUACUCCUCGAAGACGAAGGUGACCGAGCAAGUUACGUCCGGUCCGGGAUGCCGGCGCAUCCUUGCAGCCCUCGGCGACCGCCUUCGGGGAGGGCUAAACGGUGUCGUUGACGCGGAUGCCUCGACGACCCCGACGGCAUCAAUGAAGGACGGCAAGUACCAGGGCUCGGCGAAGUGGCAGGCUACAAUCCUGGGUGGAGGCGAUUUGGCAUGCUCAGAGGACGGAGGGGGGUCGGUGGCCGCAGGAGCGAAAGAGCCAUGGGAGGUGUGUGUAAGCGAAGGCCCGGUCCGUCCACAUGCGGGAGCCAUUCUGCGUGCCAAUGCGGAAUGGUUUUCUUGCGGCCGGUCCGAUGGCGCACUCGACGACUGCGCUGACGCUAGAUGUCCCCUGUGCUGGGAGGGGGGCCACGAGAGUCUGAAAGCUCGUAACAUCUCAUGCUCUCGGUUCAAGCAUGGAGUGCCUCCGAAGACCAGCAGUGGCCUGGGGCGGUUCAAGGGGGGUGACGUCAAAAAGGCCACUGCCACGGGCCCCACCCCACGCCACUGGUGCGUUGGCGACGGACGAGGAGAAUCUGUUGAGAUUUUCACGAGCCCCGAAGCCAAAAGAAAAGACCUGUCCGGUGAUGGUCACGUCACCUUGGGCCUGAUUCUGUACUUCUUCGACCUCGACGGCAACCCACGCCCUGGCCCAACCGCAGCGGCCGAUCCCAUGAUGGAGUACGUGCUUGUUUACGAGUACGUUACUCGCGGGGCUGGACGGUCAAAGAAGGCAGACUCGGUGACGUUGCACCCAACCUACUGGCUGCAGGGGGGGGGAAACAGGGUGCCGUCAGUAUAUCCGGUUGACGCCAUUCGUCGGCACGUCCACAUGUACCACCUCUGCCCUGUAUCGCACUUCGAACCACGGGCCGCAAACACCUCAGCGCUGGCGGAGACGUGCGGUCUUCGCGACGACGACACAGGAAAAGGCGGGAAUGUUUGGAAGCACCACUACAUCUUGGCGGCAGCCAAACCACCUAGCGGGCAGAGAGACGCCUACAUGCUGAACGAGCAUUGGAGGGGUGCUUUCCAGGAUGGUGUUGUCUAG